Messenger RNA from Neohortaea acidophila, 3171 nucleotides. RefSeq names its product Phosphatidylinositolglycan class N-domain-containing protein. Gene Ontology annotation, cellular component: endoplasmic reticulum membrane. The transcript is spliced from 5 exons. The record is from RefSeq and is a predicted model, not a curated record. Lineage: Eukaryota; Fungi; Ascomycota; Dothideomycetes; Mycosphaerellales; Teratosphaeriaceae. Gene Ontology annotation, molecular function: mannose-ethanolamine phosphotransferase activity. Gene Ontology annotation, biological process: GPI anchor biosynthetic process. Bases 70 to 3090 code for a protein of 1006 amino acids.
AAUCCAUCUUCCCUCCCGACCUCCUGUCGCUCAAAGGCAGCCAAUUCCUCUCACUUUCUCUUCUUCGCCAUGGCGCGGAUCGGGCGCCUGGCCUUCCUGGCCAUCGCCGUUUUGUUUCACGUGGUUUAUAUUUAUUCCAUCUUUGAUGUCUACUUCGUCAGCCCGAUCGUGAGUGGGAUGAAGGCGUUCAAGGUGGAUGCUGUCAAGGCACCUGCGAAACGUUUGGUGCUAUAUGUUGGCGACGGACUGCGAGCGGACAAAGCCUUCCAAUUCUUCCCCGAUCCCUCUCCCUCCGCUCCAAUCGAUGAUCCGGCGGCGCAAGUUCCACGCCCACUGGCCCCGUUCCUGCGAUCGCGAGUUCUCGAGCACGGCACAUUCGGAGUCUCCCACACCAGAGUCCCUACCGAAUCCCGACCGGGACAUGUUGCGCUGAUCGCGGGAUUGUACGAGGAUGUAUCUGCUGUUACAACAGGUUGGAAGUUGAACCCCGUCAACUUCGACAGUGUUUUCAACAGGAGCAGUCACACUUGGUGCUGGGGCAGUUACGACAUUCUGCCCAUGUUCGCUGAAGGUGCUGUCCCUGGAAGAGUCGAGGAUUACACCUACCCACCUGAUAUGGAGGACUUCAGUAUGGACGCUACAUUGCUGGACAUCUGGGUGUUUGAUCGGGUAAAGCAGAUGUUCAAAGAUGCGGAGACAGACCCGGUGCUCAAUGCGAGAUUACGAGAAGAGAAGAUUGUCUUCUUCCUUCACCUGCUAGGGCUGGACACCACUGGCCACGGCAAGCGGCCGUACUCGCGAGAGUAUCUGCAUAACAUCCAAGUCGUCGAUCAGGGGGUCCAGGAGAUCACCGAAAUCAUGGACAGAUUCUACGGCGAUGACGAAACUGCGUAUGUCUUCACUGCAGACCACGGGAUGAGCGAUUGGGGCAGCCACGGAGACGGCCACCCGAACAAUACACGCACGCCGUUGAUUACCUGGGGUGCGGGAGUCGCCAAACCAGUGACUUUUCAAGGUGCCACGGCGCCCGGACAUGACGAGCUGUCGAGCGACUGGCAUUUGGACCAUGUGCAGCGCCAUGAUGUCGGACAGGCCGAUGUGGCGACGCUCAUGGCGUACCUGGCUGGACUGGAAUUUCCCGUCAACUCCGUCGGCAAGCUUCCUCUGACAUAUCUUGCUAGUGACGACCAGGAAAAAGCCAAGGCAAUGUACGUCAACGCACAACAAAUCCUGGAGAUGUACCAUGUGAAAGAAGAGCAGAAGAGCGCGACAGUCCUUCAAUACCGACCAUAUCCGGGCUUCGCCGAUGCCGAGCACUCUGUCGAACAUCGUUUGGAGACUAUUGAGAAGGCGCUUCAAGCUGGCCAGUAUGCCCGUAGCAUCCAGCUAUCCAACGAGUUGAUCGACGUCGGACUCGAGGGCUUGCGCUAUCUGCAAACAUACGACUGGUUGUUCUUGCGGGCGCUGGUGACGCUGGGCUACAUUGGCUGGGUGGCGUUCGCCUUCACAACCGCAAUCGACAUGCACGUCCUCGACGGCAAAGUUGAAGCCUCGCGAUCGACCGCGUCAAUGUCCGUCUUCGGAGCGAUUCUCGUCGGUCUCUUCAGCUUCCUUUUCAUUCAGUCUUCGCCCAUCACAUACUACGCCUACGCCAUCUUCCCCGUCAUGUUCUGGGAAGAAGUCUUUGUCAGACGACAGGCGCUGGUGCAAGCUACGAACAAACUCAUGUCGCACUCUUCCAACUCCGACGCCGCGAAGCUGGCGCUCAAGGUGGUCGCAUACAUUGCUCUGCUCGAAGUCAUGGUGCAGAGCUACUACCAUCGCGAAGUCUACACGUACUGCUACUUGGGGCUGAGCGUGUGGCCUGCACUGUAUGGAUGGCGAUUCUGGCAGGAUAACUGGACGCUUUGUCUUACAUGGACACUGGGAUGUCUAGCCAUGAGCGUUUUCACUGUCAUUCCGGCGCUGAAGACUGAGGAUGCUAGCUUGAUCAUGCUCGGUGGCUUCCUGAUCCUCAUCAUUGGAGCGCUGUACAUUGCUUUUGAGAAAAGCUUGCUUGUGCCAGCUGCACAGGCGAAGGAAGGGUUGGGCUCUGCGAAAGCGGAUACUCUUUCGCGGUCCAUCCUGGGGGUUCAAGUUGGACUCAUCGCGCUUGCCAUGCUGGUGACUCGGUCGAGCGUUGCUUCUCUACAAACAAAGCAGGGCCUGCCGUUGGGCACCCAAGCUGUCGGCUGGAUCACACUUGUCGCCUCCCUAGUCGUCCCCUUCCUCCACGCCCUCAGCCCUCGAGAUCACUACCUCCACCGCCUCGUCAUCAUCUUCCUGGCCUUCGGCCCGCUCUUCAUCAUCCUCACCAUCUCAUACGAAGGCCUCUUCUACUUCGCCAUAGCCGUCACCCUAGUCUCCUGGGUCCGAUUGGAGCACCGCAUCCACCAAGCCUUCUCCCCACGAUCAUCCUCAUCAACACCACCCUCCGACCUCACCACCCCACUCGCCCCGGCCGCAAACGCAGCCGCACAACGCGACUCCGCCCUCGCGACCCCCACCACCGCCUACCGCACCCUCACCCUCUCCGACGCCCGCAUCUCCCUCUUCUUCCUCUACCUCCUGCAAUCCGCCUUCUUCAGCACAGGCAACAUCGCCUCCGUCUCCUCCUUCUCCCUCGACGCCGUGAACCGCCUCCUCCCCGUCUUCGACCCCUUCAGCCAAGGCUCCCUCCUGCUGCUCAAAAUCCUCGCUCCUUUCGCCCUCGUCUCCGCCAAUUUGGGUAUUCUCACUCGCCGCUUGAAACUCCGAGGCGGAUCGCUGUUUGCUGUCGUCAUGGGGAUUGGGGAUUACUUGACGCUGAGGUUCUUCUGGGAGGUGAGGGAUUAUGGCUCUUGGCUGGAUAUUGGCGAGAGCAUUAGUAUGUUUGUCAUUGCGAGUGCGCUUUGCAUUUUUGUUGCUGCGCUCGAGGCGCUGAGUGAGGUGUUGAUUCGUGGGGUUGCGUUUGAGGAUGUGCCUGUUGCUAUGUCUGGGAGGAAGGGGAAGGGGAGGGAGGUCAAUGGCGGUUUGAAUGGGCAUGCGAAGAGCGGGAAGAAGGCUGUCUGAUAGUCUCUUUCAGCGGGCUGCUGUAUAAAUAGAGGGUUGAAUACCCUAGCCUGUCACAAGAGGAAGCGUCGUUCGAACAAU